CAGUAAGUCAAUAGCCAUUGUUUACUACAGUCUGACUACAGUUGAAUCGGUUUGCUUCAUCUCGAGACGUAAUCCUGGUAGAUGAUGUACGGAUAUCUGUCUAGAAGAAUUUAUUCACGGUUUAGAAACUGGACAUUUCCAAGCGAAGUAGGUAAAAUGUGCUAUGAAGAUCUUCAAUGUGAAGAAGCAUGUUGUCAUGAUCUAGAGUUUGGAAUGCCAUAUUGUUGCUCUAAAUAUCUUGGUUUUAUUUACCUUGGACUGAUGGUUGGCGGUGGUGUCAUCAUCGCUGUGCUUGUCAUCGCAUGUUAUAUGUGCCUAACAAAAACAGAGAGAGAGCUGGAAGCCGCUGCAAAAUUGGAACGCGCAAAAGCCUCUAAUGCUCGAUGUAACGUUCAACAACUUAAUGAUCACAACGAUAGGACACCAACCAUCAACUUGAAUCUUCCUCCACCAGCUUACAAUGAUGUCUUGCAAACGUUGUCUAGGUUUUAUGGAAGUGAGGCUGGAGUAUCAGCUCGUGAAAUAAGAUCCGACACUGCUGAUCAACACAGUCAGGGCUUUAGUUCACAACCUAUGCUUCAGUCUAUGGUAGAUAUUCCUGCUUUAAUUGCUCGCCAUCGCCUGCAGCAUUCGGAGUUUCAACACAGUUGCUUACCCCCCAUGUCGUCUCCAACUGCACUGGAGAAUAAACUACCUACUUAUGAAGAAUGUACAGCGAUAGUUGGCAACCAUUCACCGCUAGCUACUCUGUUUGAAGACAACGGAUGUGAUAGAUCAAUUUACCAUAAGCAUGAUGACAAUGCUGGGAAUUCAUCUGGCAGCAAUAAAUUCUCCUCUAUUCACGAUGCUCAUUUUCUAGACAUUACAGAAACUAUGCGGUCAGCAUGUAGCUCAACAGACGCUGGUUUUGUUCAUCAAAACGUGUCUAACGAAAACCAACUGCCAUGUAACUCUAGGUCCAAAACUUAUGAUGUGCAGUACACCAUUACAUGUGAUGCAGAAAACGAUGAUGUACACGACUCCAUUACAAAAAAUGCAGAACACGCUGGUGUAAGUGACACAAUUACAAAUAACUUAGAAAACAAUGGUGUACAAGACACCAUUACACAUGAAACAGAAAACGAUUUUUUACAACAACCCCUUACAGUUAUUAAAGGAAAUGAAACAGUACAACAAACUAAUACAUGCGGUACGAAUAAACAAAUAAUUUCAUUAAAUAACAGCCACUAUUUAGCUAAUCAUCUAUUUAUCAGCGAAGUAGACAACAGUCAAACUGUUCUAAGUGAGUCCUGCGAUAAUGGAAUAAUCAUUCAGGCACGUGCCAAUGAGAUACGUUUAACUGAGACAGAUAUUUUUACGAACACAUUCAAGACACUUGAAACGCCCAAGAGUAUUGUACUUAGCACACCAGCUGAAUCUGACAGUUAAGUGACUGGUAGCUUGGAAAACAACAGCUUUCUUGCAUCGCUCAAAUAGAGUUCGAACCUGAGUUCAUUUUCUUAUCAAAAGUCAGAUCCAAGCAUGCUUAAAUAGAGAACGCAUGUCGUUCUUCUAAGUGUGUCAAGUGAAAUUGUAUUUUAAAUUUUUAGUGUAUGCCUAAUUCGAUUCAUUUAGCAAAAUUUACUUUAAAAUUCAUUUUGGGGGCAAUGAGAAAAAUCUUUGUACAUGUUAUAGAUUUGAAUAUAUUUUUUGUGUCGGAAAUAUUAACCAAAAUGAAAUAAAACC
Physella acuta is the source of this 1725-nucleotide messenger RNA. RefSeq lists its product as uncharacterized. The record is from RefSeq and is a predicted model, not a curated record. NCBI's taxonomy places the organism in Eukaryota, Metazoa, Mollusca, Gastropoda, Physidae.